Ambispora gerdemannii is the source of this 1320-nucleotide messenger RNA. The record is from the annotation of a GenBank genome assembly. Lineage: Eukaryota; Fungi; Glomeromycota; Glomeromycetes; Archaeosporales; Ambisporaceae.
AUGAAGAAAUCGGAAAAAAAUUACCAGUUAAAACUUGCCCGACUUACGGAUAAACAUAAGAUCGUGACCUUGCGAAAUGCGAGUGACCAGGUCUUGGAUUUUCAAUCAAAACUAACUGAAGAAGUGAACAAGGAGUCAUUAUCUGAAGCCAGAUCUGCGAAGUUGGAGGAAAGUACUAAUUCAAAAAAAGCUACAGACAAAAAUGAUAUUCGGUACUAUCUUUCAAACAAACAAGAGACUACUGAGAGUGCAGGGACGUUAACAAAUUCAUUGAAACGAAAGUCAGAAUUAGGAUACAAUAUCACAGAGAUAGAAAUUAAGGCUGAUGACGAAAAAAUCAGUAUCGAAAAACAAAAAUUUCUCGAAAUGAGGAAAAGAAAUAUUUAUCCACUUUGUAAGCCGUUCAGGGAAUUGUCUAAGGAGGAUGCUGAAGGAUUGUUCGAUGAAAUAUCAAGUAACACAAAUAUUGUAGUUGAGCUCCCAAACAACCUGAAAGAAUAUUUAAAAGAAUUGUUUAGUGGAAAUAUUGAAAACGCAAUGUCCAAGAUAGAAAUACCACUAAGGAAUCCAAAUAAUCUAUCGAAUUGGACUAGAGAAGUAUGUAGGCAUUUCCUUCUAUAUUUUAACUACGGUGGCCUACAAAUCGAAGGUGACGAAAAGACAUGGUCGACGCAAACGGUUUACCGUAUGCUUGAUCUAUUUUCAAUGUUUUUCAGAAAAAUAAUAUCCGGAGUUUCGUUCGGUGAAAUUAUAAACGAAGCACAGAACGAUAGAAAGUAUAAUAUUAAUUACACACAAAAGCCGUCACAAUCCGGAUGUGCAAGUAAAAACGAUGGUGUUAUGUAUCAAGAAGAAGUUUCAACAUUAAUAUAUGAGCAAUCUUUUGGCCCAACGGAGUUUACCGAUCUACAUCACUUAAACGACAUUGUUAAACUAUCACGCAAUGGAGUUGACGAUUUAAAUUUCCAUUUUACAAAAAAUAGUAACUGUGAUGUUACUACAGCAAAGAAACUUAAAUCGAUAUCGGUUCACGGAUACAAAUAUUUCUUAUCAAUAUAUGUUACUGAUCUCAUCCGUGUCGAGACUUAUAGAAUGUACGAAAUAUUCAGUUGCAAAAUUCCAAUAUCUUACUCCGAACGUUGGGAAUUAUUCAACAUUGCAAAGUUUGGUGCGCUCUUGGAGAAACUCCUUACAGAGAGACAAGGUGUAAAAGAAGAAAUGUGUAGAGAACAAGUUUUAAACGAUGAUAAAGCCCAUUCUGUGCAGAGAUGGAUAAAGAUACCAGACAAUAGUCCGCCAAAAGUCAAACGAAAUAAAUAA